Megalops cyprinoides (Indo-Pacific tarpon) is the source of this 2832-nucleotide messenger RNA. Its product is annotated as protein MTSS 2-like. Lineage: Eukaryota; Metazoa; Chordata; Actinopteri; Elopiformes; Megalopidae. Gene Ontology annotation, biological process: plasma membrane organization; cell projection assembly. Gene Ontology annotation, cellular component: actin cytoskeleton; cytoplasmic side of plasma membrane. Gene Ontology annotation, molecular function: phospholipid binding; actin binding. Bases 541 to 2817 code for a protein of 758 amino acids. The transcript is spliced from 15 exons. The record is from RefSeq and is a predicted model, not a curated record.
UACAGCCCGUGCGCUCCGCAGCUCCUAGUUCACCGCCCGUGCUCCAAUCACUGGCAGCGUCGCGCACACCGGCUGCUCUCCCAGUCACCAUUUCGCGUUUCCACACGCCUCUUACGAAAAUAUUUAUAUCUGUUUUUUAAAAAAGAAUCGAGCUCGAUUUUGCAUCACUGUCCGAGGGCGAAAAUGCCCAUUGCAGAGCCAACUACGUGUUCAGCCUCCUUUCGCGGAGAAUAGACCGGGAGCUGGGAAGAGAGAAAAAAAAAAUCUCUCUUCUUUUUUCACCAUCACUCGCUACAAUCUCAAACGGGCACAGAGUAGCGAGACACCCCGACCACAGGGACCGCUGGCUUCAGUUGAUCUGAUUUUCUUGUUAAUUUUUCCCUUCAGCCAGAUACACACAUCCCCAGUCUGAGGCUGGGACAAUAAACAGGAGGCUGAAAACGCGGGGCCAUCGUGAUCUCAGCCGUGGAAAUAAUUUUUGAGGGUCUCUUUUUUCCCUCUCUGUUCGCUGAAUAAUUUGUGAGCGGUGGAUUUGUUAACAUGGAGACGGUGGAAAAAGAGUGCGGAGCCCUGGGUGGCCUUUUCCAGGCUAUCGUCAAUGAUAUGAAGUGUUCGUACCCUGUGUGGGAGGACUUCAGUGCCAAGGCCACCAAACUGCACUCCCAGCUCAGAGCUACAGUGCUGGCGGCAGUGGCCUUCCUGGAUGCCUUUCAGAAGGUGGCGGACAUGGCGACCAACACAAGAGGUGCCACCCGGGACAUCGGAUCGGCGCUGACCCGCAUGUGUAUGCGACACCGCAGCAUCGAGGCCAAACUGCGCCACUUCACCAACGCUCUGAUGGAGAGCUUAGUCAACCCUCUCCAGGACCGAAUCGAGGACUGGAAGAAAACCGCCAACCAGCUGGACAAGGACCACGCCAAAGAAUACAAGCGGUCCCGACACGAGAUCAAGAAGAAGUCCUCCGACACCCUGAAGCUCCAGAAGAAAGCCAAGAAAGAGCUCCUGGGCAGGGGGGAUCUGCAGCCCCAACUGGACAGCGCCAUGCAGGAUGUGAACGACAUGUACCUGCUGAUGGAGGAGACGGAGAAGCAGGCGGUGCGCAGGGCGCUGGUGGAGGAGAGGGGCCGUUUCUGCACCUUCAUCAGCUUCCUGCAGCCCGUGGUGAAUGGAGAGAUUGCCAUGCUGGGGGAGAUCACCCAUCUUCAGGCCAUUAUUGAUGACCUCACAGUCCUGACCACUGACCCCCACAAACUGCCCCCUGCCAGUGAACAGGUGAUCAAGGAUCUAAAGGGCUCGGAUUACAGCUGGACCUACCAGACCCCGCCCUCCUCUCCAAGCAGCUCUGGCUCCAGGAAAAGCAGCAUGUGCAGCAGUGUAAACAGCGCCCACAGUAGUGCGUCUCGCUCGUCCGGCUCUCAGACUCACUCACCCAGUUCGUCCUAUCGCUACCGCAGCCUGGCCCAGCCGCCACCAGGGGGCGCCCAGCGCCUCAGCAGCGUCUCCUCCCACGACUCGGGCUUCAUAUCGCAGGACGCCAACGUCUACUCCAAGCCCCCCUCCCCCAUGCCCUCUGACAUCACUAGCCAGAAGUCAUCGAGCUCUGCUUCCUCAGAGGCAUCAGAGACCUGUCAGUCGGUCAGUGAGUGCAGCUCUCCCACUACGGAUUGGUCCAAACCAGGUGCCUACGAGCAGCCAUUGGUCAGCACGCUGCAGCGCAGAAAGGAGCCGCUGGAGAGACUCAGAGAGCCCGAGGCCUCCGCUGUCGCCCAGGGGUAUGCUGGGAUACAUGUGGAGGACUCCCAGCCGAGGCCCAGGAUGACCCCUGCCACCAUUGCUGCCAAGCACGGUGAGGAGGUGUCUCCUGCUGCCAGUGAUCUGGCCAUGGUUCUGACCCGCGGGCUCAGUAUGGAGCAGCAGAAGAGCAGCAGGGACUCGCUGCAGUACUCCAGCGGGUACAGCACCCAGACCACCACCCCCUCCUGCUCCGAGGACACCAUCCCCUCACAAGUGUCUGAUUAUGACUGCUACUCUGUGAACGGGGAUGCAGAGGGAGAGGUGCAGGCGGAUUUCGACAAGUCCUCCACCAUCCCCCGCCACAGCAACAUUGCCCAGAACUACCGGCGCAUGAUCCAGACCAAGCGGCCUGCCAGCACCGCGGGCCUGCCCAGCGGGGUGGGGGCCCAGGGUGGACCCCCCAGCGGGGCCGGGGGGGGCGGUGGCGGGGGAGGGGGGGGCUCAGGCACCCCCGGAACGGCCACCAUCCGCCGGACGCCCUCCACCAAGCCCGGCGUGCGGCGCACCCUGUCCAACGUGGGCCCCAUCCCCAUCCGCCCGCCCAUCGUGCCCGUGAAGACGCCCACGGUGCCCGACUCGCCGGGCUACACGGGGCCGCCCGCCCGGGUGGGCAGCGAGGAGUGCGUCUUCUACGCCGACGACACCUCGCCCAAUGCGCUGGAUUACGUCAAGGCCUCGCCCAAGCGGCUGAGCCUCCCCAACACGGCGUGGGGCUCAGCGGGGGGGCUGGAGAUGAGCGUGUACGCCCAGCAGCCCGCCGCCGCCGCCGCCGAGGAGGACCCGCUGCUCGCCGCAAACCGCCACAGCCUGGUGGAGAAGAUCGGCGAGCUGGUGGCCAGUGCACACGCCCUGGGCGAGGGCCAGUUCCCCUUCCCCUCCCUGCCUGACGACCCCCCGCCCGGCCCCGGCCCCGCCUCCGACCCCCAGGCCCCGCAGGGCGAGGACAUGCUGGUGUCCAUCCGCAGGGGGGUGCGGCUCCGCAAAACCAUCUCCAACGACAGGUCGGCGCCCAGGAUUUUGUGAUGGUCUCCAGGGGGA